This is a messenger RNA of Prorocentrum cordatum, 843 nucleotides long. NCBI's taxonomy places the organism in Eukaryota, Dinophyceae, Prorocentrales, Prorocentraceae. The record is from the annotation of a GenBank genome assembly.
AUGCAGCGCGCCAACGCCGGGUUCAUCCAGGCGCGGGACGCCUCGCGCGCCGCCGGCGGGGAUGCCGCACCGCCGUCCGCGGGGGUCGGGUUCGAGGCGGCGCGAGAGAUCUUCCGGCUCGCGGGCCACUUUCACAACAGGGCCCUGCAGUACUUCCUGCUCGACGGCUGGGUCACGGAGCACGUGCGGAUACUGCAAGAGGUCUCUGCGACGUACAAGACGAUGUAUUUCUGGGAAGCGGACCCGAAGCGGACCGCCGCCAUGAUGAAGCGCCGCGUGCAAAUGCUCACCCCGCUCGUCGAGGCACUCAACCCGAAGGUCUACCCGGCCUUCUGCAGGCAGCUCUGCUUCGAGGCCGCGGAGGUGUACCAGGAGCUGUACGAGCUGAAGGCCAACUCAGUAUAUGUUUAUGACGCUUUUGUUUCCGGGGCCCGCCUCGGCGACCGCGGCGACGAGCCACUGGGCGGCGACGUCAGGCGGGCCGCGCGCUGCAACGAGCUGGCGCGGAAGUCGCUGCAGUACUACGGCACGUUCGUCGACAGCUUCCACCUCGACGGGAAGGUUCCAGACCGCAUCGAGAAAGACUCUUGCCGGGCGUACCUCACUGCGAGGCUUAACCGCGCGAGGUUGCGGACCAAGAUGCACGGCCUCGGCCGCGACGAGAGCGUGAGAGAGCACAGGGAGGCGCUGCGAGAGUACGAGUGGAUCCUGGACUACGGCGCCCGGCACGCGGAGGUGACGAGCCCAGACAUCGGAAUGGCGCAGGAGCUGCAGCUGUGCCGGGAGAUGGCCGAGAUGAUGCCCUCCAAGUUGGACCGCAUGGCGGCCGGGCGGCCCAUCUGA